This is a messenger RNA of Helianthus annuus (common sunflower), 824 nucleotides long. RefSeq names its product ubiquitin-fold modifier-conjugating enzyme 1. The transcript is spliced from 3 exons. Gene Ontology annotation, cellular component: cytoplasm. The record is from RefSeq and is a predicted model, not a curated record. Lineage: Eukaryota; Viridiplantae; Streptophyta; Magnoliopsida; Asterales; Asteraceae. Gene Ontology annotation, molecular function: UFM1 conjugating enzyme activity. Gene Ontology annotation, biological process: protein K69-linked ufmylation. The coding region runs from base 106 to 630 and encodes 174 amino acids.
AAAUUAACUUGCCGUCGAUCCUACGCAAACAACGGUUACCUUCUUCCUCGCUCCCUCCCUCCCUCCCUCUAGGGUUUACACCUGCAACCAACCACCACCAUUCCAAUGGAGGGCUGGGAUCCAACCACCAAGUCAACCCUAACCCAAAUCCCUCUCUUAACCGUCAAAGCCGGCCCUCGCGACGGCGCCGCCUGGACGCAGCGCCUCAAGGAGGAGUACAAAGCGCUGAUCGCCUACACUUCAAUGAACAAAUCCAAAGACAACGACUGGUUCCGCAUCUCCGCCGCCAAUCCGGAAGGUACACGGUGGACUGGAAAGUGCUGGUAUGUGCAUAAUCUGCUCAAGUAUGAGUUUGAUCUCCAGUUUGAUAUUCCGGUGACGUAUCCGGCUACUGCUCCGGAACUUGAGCUGCCGGAGCUUGAUGGAAAGACUCAUAAGAUGUACAGAGGAGGGAAGAUUUGCUUGACGGUGCAUUUCAAGCCACUUUGGGCCAAAAACUCCCCUAGGUUUGGUAUAGCACAUGCUCUUUGUUUGGGCCUUGCACCAUGGCUCGCAGCAGAAAUACCAAUUCUUGUGGAUUCUGGCAUGAUCAAGCAUAAAGACGACGCAGUCUCAACCAGUGAAUCAUAGGAGGAUGUUGUUUCUUAUCGUUAACAGUUUGAUAACAUUACAGUUUCAUGUCCUGAGUUGUCGUUUGGCUGAACAAAAAUAAGUAUAUUGUGCACCAACUGUUUAAUACAAUAAGUAUAUGUAAGACAAGUUCCAAAGUUAUAAUGUAAUGUUGAAAUAGGGUGGAAGUUAGUGUCGAGGGGGCGGUUUGGUAC